CUCUCUCUCUCUCUCUGUCUCGCUCUUGAGGAGAAUAGUUAUGUUUCCCCUUUUCUGGUCCUUCUUAGAAGAUAAAAAGAGAUAAAGUUAGAGAAAUUUGAGAAGAUAUGGGAGAAUAUGCGUUCAUUAUUGUGGCUACAGUCUCCUUCUUGUUGGUUCUUUCAUGCCUGUGGAAAGUGUUGUGUUGGUUAUGGUGGAAACCCAAGAAGCUGGAGAAGUAUCUAAGGGAGCAAGGAAUCAAAGGCACUCCCUACAAGUUUCCUUAUGGGAAUCUCAGAGAGGAGAUGAAGUUAAUGGAGGAAGUUCAGUCCAAACCCAUCAGCCUCUCUCAUGAUAUUGUGCCUCGUGUUUUCCCCUUUGUUCACCAGUCUAUCAACAACUAUGGGAAAAUGUUUGUAUCAUGGUUUGGUCCAAUCCCUAGAGUGUAUAUCACAGAUCCAGUUCUAAUCAGGGAUAUUUUGUCAAACAAGUUUGGACAUACCCAAAAACCUAAUACCAAUCCAUAUGCUAAGUUUCUGGUGAAUGGGGUUGCAAGCCGCGAAGGCGAGGACUGGGCGAAACACAGGAGGAUCAUUAACCCAGCCUUCCAUAUAGAGAAGUUGAAGGAAAUGCUACCUGCAUUUUAUACAAGCUGCUGUCAAUUGGUUAACAAAUGGGAGACAUUGGUUGCAUCAAAAGGACUCUGUGAAUUGGAUGUGUGGCAAGAACUCAAAAAUUUUACUGCAGAUGUCAUUUCUCGAGCAGCAUUCGGAAGUAACUAUGAAGAAGGAAUGAAGAUAUUUCAACUCCAAACAGAAUGUGCUGAGCUUAUAACUCAAGCUUCUAGGUCCCUUUAUAUCCCAGGCUUUAGGUUCAUACCCACACAAAGGAAUCGAAGAAUGAAGGAAAUAGAUCGGGAGGUGCAAGCACGGCUACGGAGAAUCAUCAACAAGAGAAUGAUGGCUAGGGAAAUGGAAGAAGCCAGCAAAAAUGACUUAUUGGGAAUACUAUUGGAAUCCAAUGCUAGAGAGAAAAAAGAAGGUGACAAUUCUAAGAAUGCAGGAUUGAGUAUGGAGGAAGUGAUGGGAGAGUGCAAGCUAUUCUACUUUGCUGGACAAGAGACUACUGCGGUUUUGCUUACAUGGACAAUAAUUUUAUUAAGCAUUCAUCCAGAUUGGCAGUCACGAGCAAGGAAAGAGGUCUUGCAAGUCUUUGGGGACAAUAAACCAACUUUCGAUGGAUUAAACCACCUAAAAAUUGUGACUAUGGUUAUAUAUGAGGUUCUUAGGUUAUACCCACCAGCAACUAUGCUUAAUCGGUUUACCUACAAGGAGAUGAAGAUAGGAGAUAUCACUUUUCCAAAAGGAGUGUGGCUCAUAUUGCCAGCAACUAUAGUUCAUCGUGAUCGUGAACUUUGGGGUGAAGAUGCUGAAGAGUUUAAUCCAGAAAGAUUUUCAGAAGGAAUUUUAAAGGCAAGCAAGAAUCAAGUAGUUUCAUUCUUCCCAUUUGGUUGGGGUCCUCGGAUAUGCGUUGGGAAAAACUUUUCUCUGAUUGAAGCCAAGAUGGCAAUGGUAAAAAUUCUAAAGCAUUUUUGGUUUGAGCUAUCCCCAUCUUAUGCUCAUGCUCCUUACACUGUUGUCACUCUUCAGCCCCAAUAUGGUGCUCCCAUCAUCUUGCAUAAAAACUAUGAGACAUAAUCAUUUUGAGUAACUCGAAUUAUUGUGUUGAUAUGUUUUGACAUUUCUCUUUGGAAAAUCUUGUGUUUAUAAGUUUGAAUGUAAUGAACUCUAAAUUUCUUAUUUGAAGAUUUAAGCGUUUCUUGAUA
Macadamia integrifolia is the source of this 1804-nucleotide messenger RNA. RefSeq names its product cytochrome P450 CYP72A219-like. The coding region runs from base 108 to 1676 and encodes 522 amino acids. Lineage: Eukaryota; Viridiplantae; Streptophyta; Magnoliopsida; Proteales; Proteaceae. Gene Ontology annotation, molecular function: oxidoreductase activity, acting on paired donors, with incorporation or reduction of molecular oxygen; heme binding; iron ion binding. The record is from RefSeq and is a predicted model, not a curated record. The transcript is spliced from 5 exons.